CAAAUGUCGAGCGCCGCUUACUUGACGUUUGACGUUCACGUUUUAGAGAUGAAAACUUCUGCCGCAACCUCUCUUCUUCAUCAAAACCAUGAAGAAUGAACUCUGAGUUGGAAUCAGCUCUUCCUCCAGUUAAAUUGGUUGGCAAGAAUUCUGUCAAAUAUGGACAUCCACCGUCUGCUCGGUUCAACAGGGUAUCGGAAAGGCUCCGAAAAACCGCAUCGAAGGAUCUUCAAUGUUCUAUAUUUUGCGCUGGAGGAAGAUGCAAAUAUGAAGGAUCUGCGAAUUGGUGUAAAGAGGAUAUGGCCAUCGAUGGUAUAUAUUCGCAUUGGAUCACCAGCGAUAUAUUGGCCAUGUCAAGACCAAGUGCGGAAGUCAUACAAAAGUUUAAAGUCAUUCAGCAGUUUAAGGAUAACGGCAUAAAAUCGUUAAUUAAUUUGCAACAGAGAGGAGAACACUCGAAAUGUGGAAGUCCUUUAUUAGAGUCGGGAUUUACGUACGAUCCUCAGCUUUUUAUGGAUAACGAUAUUUUUUAUUACAACUUCCAAUGGAAGGACUACGAUAUCGUGUCGCAUGCAACGUUAGCAGAUAUGGUAAAAGUGAUGACUUUCGCUCUUUCUGAAGGAAAAAUAGCCGUACAUUGUCACACCGGACAGGGUAGAACGGGGGUGCUGAUUGCUUGUUUUCUCGUUUACACUUUACGCUGCAAACCGAAUGACGCUAUCAGAUAUGUCAGACUGAAAAGGCCUCUAUGCAUUCAGACGAAAAGUCAUAUCGAAUGCGUCCAACAGUUUGCUCAAUUUGUUGUCCCUUUGUUUGUUAUAUUCGCCAAUGUAAUACCGCGAUCUUAUGGAUUUACCAUAAAUCAAUUUCUGAAACGUCAGAGGUUUUUGUUGCACGGUGAAGAAGCCAGAUUAUUGAAGUAUAUACCAAAGAUCGUGUAUAUUAUCUGCGAAAGGCUGCUAGUUCUUCACGAACAGAGGAAAAAGAAAUUCCCCGAUUCCGGUGUGGAAAUCUCGUCGUGUGGUAACGAAUGUAGUGAAUUACGUAACACACCCGGCUAUUUUUCUGCAUCUUCCCACAAGUGCCACUGGUGUCGUUUAUCUCAAUGGACUAUAGAACUGUCAUCCGAAAAUGCAUCUUCCAAACCUUCAUUAACAGAUAGCAACGUCACAGCAACCGUAGUGGAUAACAAUGUACAAAAUCCACCAGAAGAAGAUAAUUUCGAUACCCACGUAAGCGAAACACCUGAAGUGAUAGGUGAUGCCGUGCUCGAACACUUAAACAGUUUGUAUCUCGGAGCACCCACCACUCACAGGAACCAGAUCCUACCUUGUAAUGGCAAUUACGAGUUCGACGACGAUUUCAAUUGUGAUAUAUACGAUAAUAUCAUCGAUACAAUGUUAAUAGACGAUUCUUCGCCGGAUGAUCUCUUCGGCCAUACCGGAUAUAGUGUAUAUCCACCUCGACCCCCAUCCGAAUUGAGCACUAGUGAUGCCGAAGACGAAGCCAACGAAAACACAGUGGACAUUGCAGAGGCACUACUUACGGAUCAUCAGGUGUUGGGGAGCGAAUACAACAGUAAAAUCAGACACAUACAGAAAGAUCUAAACAACCGUAAUUCGGCGUGGGAAGAACUUUCCGCAGAAACCAAUGCCAUUUUUCUUUCAGGAUUAUUAUGGUCGUGGUUAGAACAUUUGAGGAUUCCGGUUCUCAGCAUUCAGGAUCUAGCAAUAGUUGUGGUUUGGGCCAAAAAACCAAGGGAGUGCCUUCUUAGGCUUGACAACGGUACGCGAUACACGACGGAGUACUUAAUACGUUUUAUCGCUCGUCUUCGUCCUGCAACUAAUGAGUUGCUGGAGGAGUUGCUUCGUCGUUUGGUUGCAUCCCUCGUCCAACAGACACUUUGCAUCAGGGGAGUGCAACGUCCGGUGGGUAAUCAGUGGGGGAAAUUAAGAGAGGGAACAACCGCCGAAGUCAUGAGUUUCGUGCACGGUUUGUAUGAAUUAGUGGUGAAGAAACAUUUAGACAAUGAUAAAAUAUGAAUUGUGAUAUUCUUCCUUCCAUAAAUUUGUACAGAAAGUCAUAAUUUUUGAUAUGAAAGUUUUCCUAUCAUGAUGUAAAUAAAACACCACGCAAGUAAUAAAGAACAGAAAAAGAAACAUUGCAUUUUUACAUGCAGCUUAAUGUGUACGAGUUGUUAAUGUGACGUUAAUAUCGUGUUAAAGGGUUUUUUUAAAAGUGUUCGAGCGUGUUAAACCGAUAAAUCAUUAAAUUACACACUACGAUACGAUUUAAUCGAUUUUACCAAUGAUAAUGCGUUUAGAUAGGAAGAUCGAUUUUUAAAAUUGAAACUCCUUUUUUUAUAUAUAUAUAUACUAACGAGAAAAUAAGUUUAAACGCUAUCUCUAUAGUUACCGAUGGCGUUAUGAAUAUUAAUAUAGGUAAUAAACGCAACUUAGUUUAAAAUGCCAGCUCUUAAUUAUGCAUAAAAUAAGAAAACAAUGAAAAAAAAAAUGUGUUAGGCAGAUGUAGAAUGUACAUUUUUAUUAUCAGAAUAUAUACAAAAGAAAGCUAACUACAAUUGCCAUCCCAACUACCUCACUUAAAUAAUCACAAA
This is a messenger RNA of Centruroides sculpturatus (bark scorpion), 2617 nucleotides long. Its product is annotated as protein tyrosine phosphatase domain-containing protein 1-like. The transcript is spliced from 13 exons. The coding region runs from base 96 to 2042 and encodes 648 amino acids. Lineage: Eukaryota; Metazoa; Arthropoda; Arachnida; Scorpiones; Buthidae. The record is from RefSeq and is a predicted model, not a curated record. Gene Ontology annotation, biological process: protein dephosphorylation; cilium assembly. Gene Ontology annotation, molecular function: protein tyrosine/serine/threonine phosphatase activity.